Molecule: messenger RNA, 867 nt
Organism: Thermothielavioides terrestris NRRL 8126
Lineage: Eukaryota; Fungi; Ascomycota; Sordariomycetes; Sordariales; Chaetomiaceae
Exons: 1
Coding region: 1-867 (288 amino acids)
Source: RefSeq, a predicted model, not a curated record
AUGCUCACCCCGGCAGCGAGCUCCCUCGGCCACCGCCCGUUCCCACCGGUCAUGGGCCUGUACGUCAACAGCUCGGGCGUGCUGUCCGCGCUCACGAGCUUCAAGCUGUGCGGCGCCAGCGCGGCCGACUUUCUCUACCUGGUCGAGGUGCACUUCGGCUACACGGCGCGCGGCCCGCUCGGCUUCGGGCACGGGUACUACCUGCGCGACGGCACGAGCUCGCGGGACGCCGUCCUGGCGGCGACGGGUGACGAGGUGCCCCUGCGGUUUCCGUUCUCGAUGCUGCGCGGCAAGCUUGUCGUGCUGCUGCCGCCGCUGGACGCGGGAGGAGACGUGGUUGGGAAGGAUUUGAAAAAAGGUCCGAUGGGCAAGGGGAAGGGGAGGGGAAGGGUGGAGGACAAGGUCAGGGAGGUUUUGCAGCCGGCCACGAGCAAGGCGCACGGGGUUGUGUUUCGAUUUGCGGUAGAGGUUGGGGUCGGCGCGAUGCGGCGGGAGGAAUUUGAGUGGCGGAAACGCGAGAAGGUGAAGAAGGCAGACGCGGAUGAAGAUCGGAAGGCGGGUCGGCACUUCAGGCUGUGUCGUCCGCCGUCGGCAGCACCGGGCGCCGCUUCCUCCUCGUCGUCGCCCCCACCUCCGGCCGGCACGCCCGCAGAUGGCGAGAUCCUGGCCGAGCUUGUGAUUGAGAAAACGACAAACCUGAGACGCCCUCUCAGUUUAGAGCUCAAGGGCGCUGCCCUGACGGGAGAGCUGGGUCCCCGCUGGACGCUGAUGGUUGUGAUGACGGCGCUGGGCCUCCUCUGGCUGCACCACCAAGGGAGGACAAUCAAAGGGACAGUUGCAUUGAAGGAGAAAAUGCGUGGAAAAUAG